This is a messenger RNA of Myiozetetes cayanensis, 1632 nucleotides long. RefSeq names its product transmembrane protein 182-like. The record is from RefSeq and is a predicted model, not a curated record. The transcript has 5 exons. Lineage: Eukaryota; Metazoa; Chordata; Aves; Passeriformes; Tyrannidae. The coding region runs from base 1 to 738 and encodes 245 amino acids. Gene Ontology annotation, cellular component: membrane.
AUGAAGGCCGGCAUAGCUGCCCUGGCAGCCGGGAUCCUCGGCGGCACCGGCGUCCUGCUCUUCCUCAUCGCCUUCGGGACGGAUUAUUGGCUCCUGGCUACGGAGACCUGCGGCGUCUUCCAGCCUGAGAACAGCACUCUGAGCCCCAGGGAGGCUGAAACACCAACGGAGACCAGGAAGGAGAUCCUCACUUUCCACCACGAGGGCUUCUUCUGGAGGUGCUGGUUCUUUGGUGAGGGCCACCCAGAGACCAUCUGGACCUUCUGGUACACCAGCCAAGCACACCCCAAGUUCUGCAUGCAUGGAUACCUGUUCCCCAUGCCCAUUGCUCUUGGACCUUUCCCCCACCCCUCCUAUGACACAACUGCAGUGUACAGAGGGUUCUGGACGGCGUUCAUCCUGCUGGCCGUGGCUGCUGGGCUGGUGGGGGGGCUCCUGCUGGUCUGUGGAAUUCCCUUCGUCAGCCCCCGCUCCUACAAGGUGGGAGGCGGAUUCCUCCUGCUCUCAGGAGGUUUAUUUCUCCUGCUAGUGUUUCUCUUCGUGAUGUGGAAGGAGUUUGCUGCUGACUUCCAGAAGUACAUCCUGCUGGAGAGGAGCGAGAGGUGCCUGGACGAUGUCCCCGUGCACGUCUACUACGGGUGGUCGUUCAUGUUCGCCGCAGCCGGGGUGCCCCUGGUCCUACUGGCUGGACUCCUCUUCUUCCUGGUGGGCAGAGACAUUAUGAAGUCCCUGGAGUAAGACAAGUUUGGAGAAGGCUUUGGUGAUGUAAAGAAACAGGCACAAGUUUUGAGGACUAGAUCGUUUCUGUAGCUAUAAUUGUCAGGGUAAAUUACACUCACUCUUACGGGGAGGCAGGGAUGGAGCACUGAGCAUCCAUAGAAUGGUUUGGGAGGGGAGGGACCUCAAAUCCAUCUCAUUCCACCCCCUGCCAUGGGCAGGAACACCUGCUACUAGCCCAGGUUGCUCCAAGCCCCAUCCAACCUGGCCUUGGACACUUCCAGGGAUGGAGCAGCCACAGCUUCUCUGGGAAACCUUUGCCAGGGCCUCCCCACCCUCACAGGGAAGAAUUCCUUCCCAAUAUCCCAUCCAACCCUGCCCUCUGGCAGUGGGAAACCAUUCCACCUUCUCCUAUCCCUUCAGGCCCUUGUCCAAGGUCCCUCUCCAGCUCUCCUGGAGCCUCUUUAGGCACUGGAAGGAGCUCUGAGGUCUCUGUGGAUCCUUCUCUCCAGGUGAACCCCUCCAGCUCUCCCAGCCUUGCUCCAUUGCAGAGCUGUCCCCAAAACCAGCCCCAGGUGCAAAUCCAGCUCCAGCAUUUUCACCCUUUGGAGAAGUUUAGUGAAUGUCUGUGGGCUUUGUAUGAGAUUUCUCUGCAGCUCCAUGGAUUGUCAGCAGAGCCCCACAUCCAUAUUCAGCAGAGCCGGAGUUUUAUGGCAUUCCCAGCAUCCUUGUUUCUUGUAAAAGGUAAUCGAAUCUGGCUGCGAGGGGGACGUUCUAAUGUCUGUUUCUGAAAAGCAAUUAAGGAUGAUUUUUUUUUGCUUAGCUGGCUCUAAUUGACGUCAAAGGACAACCUUUUUAAUGGGAUGUCGGGAAACACGGGAAACUUUUUUUUUCCUUAAAAGCCCUGAUUCUGAA